AGGGUGGAGGCCAGUCAUUCAGGUGUCCGCUCUCUGCGCCUGCGCCCUGAGCGCAGGUGCACCCCGCCCCGCCUCUGCCUGCCACCUCCCGCAGCUGCUUUGAGACUGUCGCCUUUGGUUCCAGCGCCCCUCUAUCGUUGGAAGGUGUGGCGGGUCACUAGACGGUUACCUAGUAUCGCUCGGGGCAAGGGGAACCCAGGAGCGAGCGACCCUUCUUAAGUGCAGGAGGCGGAGCGUCCGCGCUCCGAAAGCUUGAGGAGGGGGGGGGCUUCCCGGAGGCCCGGGCGUGAGCGCAGGCGCGACCCCUCGCUGCGUCUCAGCCCCGCACCUGCGCCAAAGGCGGCCUAGUGCGCGUGCGCGGCGAGGGUCUUCCCGCACCUGCUCGCGAGACCCCAACGGCCCUGCGUCUCGAGGCUUCGUCCGGGCGGCUGGUCAUGGCGCAGCUGUGUGGGCAGAGGCGCUGGCGGGCGCUCCUGGCCCUGCUGGCUUCGCUGCUCCUCUCCGGGGCCCAGGCGGCCGGCGCAGAACGUGGCACCCACGACUCCUGCCUCGUUCCAAAGAGAGUGGGAAGAUGCCGGGCCGCCUUUCCUAGGUGGUGGUACAAUGCCACCGAGGGAUCCUGCCAGCAGUUUGUGUAUGGGGGCUGUGAUGGGAAUGGCAAUAACUACGUGACCAAGGAGCAGUGUCUGGAGAAAUGUGCUGGUGUCACAGAGAAUGUUGAUGACCAAGCUACCAGCAGGAAUGGAGCAAAUUCCUCCGUCUCAAGUGUUCCCAGAAAGCUGGAUUCUAGUGACUCCUCCGGUGAUGCUUUCAACUACGAAGACUUCUGCGCUGCCAAGGCAGUCACUGGGCCUUGCCGUGCCGCCUUCCUGCGCUGGUACUUUGAUGCUGAAAAGAACUCUUGUGAUUACUUCAUCUAUGGAGGAUGCCGGGGCAAUAAAAACAGAUAUUUCUCCAAGGAGGAGUGCAUGCACCGCUGCUUUGACAAGCAGUUGUAUCCCGUCCUGCCCCACGGCACCAAAGUGUUGGUCCUGGCCGGCCUGUUCGUGGUGUGCCUGAUAAUCUUACUGGGCGCCUCCGUGGUCUGCCUGAUCAGGGUGGCACGGAAGAACCAUGAGCGUGCCCUCCGCACUGUCUGGAGCUCCGAGGAUGACAAGGAGCACCUGGUGAAGAGUACCUAUGUCCUGUGACUGACCCAUGACCCGGAGGCUACCCCUCCUCAGGACCCUCUGGGAAGGGAAGGGGAGACAACUGUAGAAAGCGUGUGUGGUUUUUAAAAUAGAAUGACUGACUUAUGUUUGUACAAUCAUAGGGCUUUUGGUCUGUUGUGUUACUCUGGAAGGUAAGAGGGCUGCUUCCUGGUCUCAAUAGGGUAGGUUUGUUUUGGAAAUUAUUGAAUAGAAAGGGCUCUGUUUCACAUUACAGAGGGCCUGGCCCCAGACCAGAGGUGUUUUCCUUGUUGAUUUCUUACUUUGUUCCAUGUAGUUUUCUUUGCUUAUGUUGAAUCCUAUUGCUUCCUUCCCGGUCGUUUAAGUGAUGCUAUAGUUUCCUUUGUGUGAUUAACUUGUGGGGUGUUUUUGUUUUUUUGUUUUUUAAGUGAGCAGAAAUAAUAGUUGUUUUUUUUUUUUUAAAUUAGAUUCUGAAAGGAAAAGUCAAGUGUACACAUUUAAUAAAAAGGACCUUCCCGUUUAAAAAUA
Messenger RNA from Erinaceus europaeus (western European hedgehog), 1697 nucleotides. RefSeq names its product serine peptidase inhibitor, Kunitz type 2 (gene SPINT2). The record is from RefSeq and is a predicted model, not a curated record. Bases 435 to 1190 code for a protein of 251 amino acids. The transcript is spliced from 7 exons. Gene Ontology annotation, molecular function: serine-type endopeptidase inhibitor activity. Lineage: Eukaryota; Metazoa; Chordata; Mammalia; Eulipotyphla; Erinaceidae.